Cetraspora pellucida is the source of this 237-nucleotide messenger RNA. The record is from the annotation of a GenBank genome assembly. Lineage: Eukaryota; Fungi; Glomeromycota; Glomeromycetes; Diversisporales; Gigasporaceae.
AUGUUUCAAGAAGAAACUAAAGAAUCUGAACUAAGCAAAAGUUUUUUGAAAAAGUUUAAAAAUCUUGAAGUUGAAUCAAGUAGCAGAACUGUCACUUUAGAUAAUUUGAAUAUAUCUGAUUCAUUAAUAAUUUCUUUGACAAAAAUUAUUAAAAAUCAAAGAGAAAUUCUUUAUGAAAUUAGUGAACUUAAAUCUAAAGUUGAAAGAAUCAAAAAUAGGUUAAGCAAAUUAAAAUAG